Molecule: messenger RNA, 1915 nt
Organism: Fusarium oxysporum Fo47
Lineage: Eukaryota; Fungi; Ascomycota; Sordariomycetes; Hypocreales; Nectriaceae
Exons: 3
Coding region: 233-1648 (471 amino acids)
Source: RefSeq, a predicted model, not a curated record
UUCUAAUCAAUCGCUCACCUCCAGGCAUCACAAUACUGGACAAACGUCAUCUCUUCAACAUAACACCUACGCAAACCUCGAGCAUUGCGAUCCUAUACAGCAGCACUUGAUGCCAGCGACAAUGCGGAACCAGCACCGCCUGGCCUCGGACCCCACGACUUGACGAUCCUCUGCAGUGGAGGGCUAUACAUCCGAUCUUACCUUACAGCAAAAGCUCCGCCUCGUUACCGCAAUGAACACAUCUGAAAAGCGCCGUCCAGGCCCCGGCACCUCACCUGCCCAUACCUUGCGCACCGGCGCCUCGAGCAACAAUCGCAACAGCAUGCCUGCUAUGCCUCCCCGAGCUGCCAUGGCCUCCAAUGCCAACGCGAACCCCGAAGAGACCCUUGACACUACCGGCGGUGCCCCGCUCAAAGAGAAGGAGAACGCAGUGACAGGCAGCGGGAGCACGAAGGAAAAGGACCGUGAUAAGGAACGCAAAGAAAGGAGAGAGAAGAGGGAGAAGAAAGAGAGGGAACGGGAACUUGAGGCUGCGCUGAAAGAGAAGGAUGAGAGGAUUGCGUAUCUGGAGAAGGAGAUGGGGAUCAUGGAGCGAGAGUUCCAUCGCGAACUGGACAAGCUGAGCCAGAACGAAAGCGAAACAGCGACAUUUUGGCAAGCGAAGCAUAGUGCCUUGAACCAGCAAUAUCUACGGACGGAUACUGAAUUACGACUUUUACGUGCUGAGGUUGAAGUGCGAGAAGGCGAACGGGAAGAGCUUCGAGAGGGUUGGGAGGUUCUACGACGAGAGCUCAAAGAGCGAGAUGAUGAGAUUCGAGGUCUAAGAGGACAAGUGCGUGGUCUCAAAGAGUGGGUGAGUAAUAGCACAAGGACAGAUGGGCAAGAAUGCGAUGAGGUGUUUGGUGAUGGAAUGGCUCGGCUGGGCAAUGGUCUUCAGAACUGGGUUAUUGUGAACUUUCGUAAGGCCAAGAUAAAUCUGGAGAAUCUGGAUGAAGCAACGCUGGCUGAGGUCAAUGACCUUGUGCCUAUGUACGAGGAGCUUGCAUCGACACAUAAAGUUUACCUCUUGCAAUCGAUUGUAUCAAAGAUACUAGUCGAGAUGGUCUUUGACGCCUAUUUUGUCGGUCUGUCAGAAGAGCAAACACAACAGUUUCGGCAGCUGGAAAAGCUUGUUUCUUCAUAUGCUGAUUCUGAUGAAGCCAUUAACCAAUGGCGCUCCUCUACCCUUUCACUUCUCCGGCGAGAUGGCUCAUCUCUUAAAGAAUCUACAUCAUCCGUCACAGAAGCUAUCCUAAGCAGAAUAACACGUAUUCUCGACGCUCUAUGUGGCACAUCACCAUCCGAGGCUCGAGAUAGUGGGCUACGAGUUCUUGUCAACAACUCAAUCGAGCUUGCGCGCCUUGUCGCUGUUCAAAAGGCCGUCCUGCGUGUGAAUAUGCCCACGGUCUUACCACACCAGAGGGUCAUGUUUGAGUCAGAGACAAUGGAAGACUUGGGUGGUGAGGAUGAAGAGUCUCUGACCGGGAGGGAGAUCUGCUGUGUUGCUUUCCCUGGGGUGAUAAAGCAUGGCGAUGAGCAUGGUGGACAUUUGCAAUAUCGCAAUGUCAUUCUAAAGGCAAGGGUGCUGUGUAGCCCUGAAGAAGGUUGACAACACUAGCUUCCAUCUUAUCAAGCCAAAGGCCUCGAUGACGGUCUUGGUUGCUGGGCGAUCUAUAAAGCCCAAUACCGGCAUUUGCAUAUAUACUCUUGCAUCUAACAUUUCGGCAAGGUCGCAUUCCACACGACAUACUAUCAGAGACGGCGAGAGCCGCUUACAUAUAGGAUCUUUUGAAGAGAUCUAUUACAGUUGGCUGGCCGGAGUCGGUCUUUAGGGUUAGAUUACUAUAUUAAUGAAUUACGAAUAUUAUCGUCAUAA